Elephantulus edwardii (Cape elephant shrew) is the source of this 1155-nucleotide messenger RNA. RefSeq names its product zinc finger protein 174 (gene ZNF174). The transcript has 3 exons. The coding region runs from base 1 to 1155 and encodes 384 amino acids. NCBI's taxonomy places the organism in Eukaryota, Metazoa, Chordata, Mammalia, Macroscelidea, Macroscelididae. The record is from RefSeq and is a predicted model, not a curated record.
AUGGCGGCUAAAAUGGAGAUAACGUUGAGCUUGCAGCCAGAGUCUCCAGAUUCCCCCAAACAAGAAAGGCACAUAAUAGCAAAGUUAGAGGAGAGACGAGAGCCUGCUCUGCAAAAUAACUGCCCUGAUCCGGAGCUGUCCCGCCAACGAUUUAGACAGCUUUGCUAUCAAGAGGUGUCAGGGCCACAGGAAGCGCUCUGCCGCCUGGGGCAGCUCUGCCGGGAUUGGCUGCAGCCUGAGCUACACUCGAAGGAGCACAUCCUGGAGCUGCUGGUGCUAGAGCAGUUCCUGACCAUCCUGCCCCCAGAGAUCCAAACAUGGGUCAGGAAAAGAUGUCCCACGAACAGCAAGGAGAUUGUGGAGCUGGUGGAAGAGUUUCACAGAGCCUCCAAGAGGCCAAAACAAUGGGUGGCUGUCUGUAUGCAGGGCCAGAAGGUGCUCUUGGAAAAAACUGGAGCUCAGCUUGGUGAACAGGAUCUGCCGGACUUUCUGGAGGAAUCAUCUGAGGUAGAACUUGAGGACCAACUGAGCCACCAGUAUGAGGACAAAAUCCAGCUCUCACAGGAACCAGCCCUCAAGUUGGCUGGGCCAGAGGCUACUAGAAUAAGGAGUGACAACAAGGAAAAUCCACAACAGGAAGGGACUAAAGGAGCAAGGCCUUGUGCUGUCUCAGCUGACAGAUCCAAAGGGAAUGGUUUGCAGAGUCCUGAAUCUAGAGGGGUGAAUGUGAGUGAACCCAGGCUGUCACCAAGACAGGUCAGCCCCCCAAAUGCUCAAAAGCCAUUCACUCACCACCAGAGACCAUGCAGACAAUUGGAAUACAUUAGCAGCCCCCUAAAAAGCCACCUGCUGAGGGAAGUAAAGAAAAGCAAUCAUUUGGAACAUCUUGGUCACUCGAAGAAAUCUUACAAAUGUGAUCAUUGUGGGAAAAGCUUCUCAUUUAAUUCAGAGUUGGAAAGACACAAGAGAGUGCACACGGGGGAAAGACCCUACACAUGUGAAGUAUGUGGAAACCGCUUUGGACGGCAGUCAACUCUGCAGCUGCAUCAGAGGAUCCACACUGGAGAGAAGCCCUUCCACUGUGACCUGUGUGGGAAAAGCUUUCGCCAAAAAUCCAACCUUCACAAGCAUCAGAGGCUCCACCAUGGGGUAUAA